GGGAGGGAUAUAGGACGGGCAUCAAACGGAGGUCUGGCUGCACACUGGUCGGGAUCCCUGUCGGCUCCUCGGUCGCUUCAGACGCAUCAGGUCCAGAAGAGUCACUGAAGGUGAAGGUGAGAAGGAUCAACACACCCGGAGAGCCCAGGCUUGGUGGCUACAUGCUCAGCACUCUUUGAUUUUGAGAAGAACGACUCUACGAAUCAGCAGGAACUAUGGAUUUUGUAAUGAAACAAGCUUUAGGUGGGGCCACCAAAGACAUGGGUAAGAUGCUGGGUGGCGAGGAGGAGAAGGACCCGGAUGCAGCCAAGAAGGAGGAGGAGCGGCAGGAGGCGCUGAGGCAGCAAGAGGAGGAGAGGAAGGCCAAACACGCCCGCAUGGAGGCAGAGAGGGAAAAAGUACGGCAGACCAUCAGGGACAAGUAUGGGCUGAAGAAGAAGGAGGAGAAAGAGGCAGAGGAGAAAGCGGCGUUGGAACAGGCUUGUGAGGGAUCGCUGACACGUCCAAAGAAGGCAAUUCCUCGGGGCUGUGGAGACGAUGAUGAAGAGGACGAGGAAAGCAUCCUUGACACUGUCCUCAAGUUUCUGCCUGGGCCUCUACAGGACAUGUUCAAGAAGUAAAAACAAAUCAAACGAACCCUAAAUUUAGGGUCCAGUCUGGCCUGGGCUGGGCUGUGGGGCAAAGGGAGGCGGGGAUUAUUGUGUUGGGGACCUAGGGUGGACAGGGUUAUGUGAAGUGUUGCAGGGUUUGGGAGACUGGGGUAAUUGGUUUGGGUAUUUGUAGGCAGGCAAGGUUUAAGUGGAGACUUCGGAGAAGUUAGUGGGAGCAAAACAGGUUCGGGAGGGGGGUUCUUGCCAAACUGUUAGAGGCUAUACACUGCCUUUCUAGAAAUAUUUUACUUUGUUCUUUUCUACUCUUUGACGAUUGCAUCAUUCUUCCCCUUUCUAUUUGCCACAGUUGCUAUACAACCUUCCAACUGCCACUUAGCACAAGUCUUACAAUUACUGUGUUCUUGUCCUUUUCCUUUUGUGAUUUUUACACAUAUAAAGAUUGAUUGGUUGGCCAUCACCUGUUUGCAGGGAAUGAUGACCAAUGUAGAGCAGUAUUUGCUUAAAGAAGGGCAGUGGACAGUCUGUUCUCUUGCUUUUGUGAGGAAUUGUAAAUGAGGGUUUCAUUUUCAGUCUAAAACAGUUGUAUAGUUGUUUGUAGGAUACAACAUCGGCCACUUUUGGAAUAAUGUCUUUGGUAUAAAGGUGCAUAGUUCAAACUUCUGGAAAUUUUGAAAGCCUGACAGUUCACAAAAUGACACAAAAUAAACAACACAAAACAUAAUCCAAGGUUAUGUUUGGAGAACGUGACUUUCUGUCAGCUAGUUUGACUGCCAUCGUGCUAGAAAAGCAAAUCUUAAGAUCUUGAACAUGUCAAAAUAGUAUAUACAUUUUCAAUCAGAAGGAUUUUGGAAUAGAUUUUAUUUAGCUCAAGGUUCCAUCCAUGCAAGCAAACAACAAUCCCAAAAAUUAGUCAUAAAACCAUCACAAGUUUAGGUUGCGUGGUCCCCAUUGACAAUCAAGGCAUUGACCACUGGGACAGUGGGGUUAGCCGGUACUGUACGUCAUCAUUUUCUGUCAUUACCAUCUGUGAUUGGUUUAAGUUGGGUUCUACAUCAUGGCUCUUAAUUUAAACUACUCAUAUUUUGUUUCUCCUUGUCAUAUCUGAAUGCAAAUUCCGAAAAUAUCUGUUUUGUUUUUGUUUUAAAUUAAUACUUUUUGUGCAUGUUCAGCCAUUUUAUUUAAAUGCAACUGAAAUUGUGAUUUUACACUCUUCACAUUCCAGCUGGGCUAAAGUUUCCCUCAUCUUUUAAUGUAUAAGUUUAUCUUGAAGCUCAUCAUCAUUGAGACCAAAGAAAUACUGGCGAGACCUUACUAUUUCUUUUGUCGCCACUGUAAAGAAGACGUGCAUGCCGAAUGUGGUUUUUCUGACGGGGCAGCCUGUUCAGUGUGUGCAUGCAUCCCAAAGACCACUGCUAAAACAAAACUCUCCUAUUUCCUCCUGUUUCCCAAAAGUAUUCCAUGGCUAAAUAAAAGUAAACAGUUUAAUUGUAGACUGAGCCUGAGAAAACUGGUUUGUGAGUUGUCACAUCUCACUGCCUGAAGAGUUCACUUAGAGCUGAGUAUAUUCUGCACCCUGCAUCUCUUUAUCCAACAAAAUGUCAUAGUGAUUCGUCGUAUAGCAUUUAAGUAGAUGUACUGUAAAUGGAAACGAUCUCUCUUUAGUGAAGCUAUCUUAAUAUAUGGACAUUUAUCAGUAAAACAAAGCAUGUUGGUUAUUCCUAAAUGAUCUGGUGGCUUUUCAGUGGUUAGUUGUGCGACAAUUAUUCAUACAUUGAUCCAGGAGUUUGUAACUUAAAAUAACAUAACGGAUUGCUAAGACUAACAAUGAAGUUGUCAUAAGCACUAUAAAAGACUUUCCUUUAUUUUCAUUUUCUAGCUCAGAUAGGACUUUUCACUAGAUAAAGCCAUAAUGUUUAGAUUGCAAUAAUUACUGAAAAUGAUAAAAAGAGAAUAUUUCAUUAAAAAGUUAUAUGUCUCAUGUUUGUUUUCUGUAAAAUUGG
Scatophagus argus is the source of this 2611-nucleotide messenger RNA. It is a transcript of the gene cplx2b, whose product is annotated as complexin 2. NCBI's taxonomy places the organism in Eukaryota, Metazoa, Chordata, Actinopteri, Scatophagidae. The transcript is spliced from 4 exons. Gene Ontology annotation, cellular component: terminal bouton; SNARE complex. Gene Ontology annotation, biological process: regulation of neurotransmitter secretion; neurotransmitter transport; synaptic vesicle exocytosis. Gene Ontology annotation, molecular function: syntaxin binding. The record is from RefSeq and is a predicted model, not a curated record. Bases 216 to 620 code for a protein of 134 amino acids.